AUGGCACUUCCGAUAUGGCUCACAUGGAAUCUCCAGAUGCCACGCAGCAAGAAAAUAUCCAUCCUGUGUCUCUUUGCAACGGGUGUUAUCUGUAUCCUCUUCGCCUGUCUUCGAGUCACUCAGGUUGCGAUCAACGCAGCAAAGCCUGGGGCUACAGGCCAACCACUCGAUCCUACUUGGCUUGCUAUCUGGGGUAUGGUGGAGUGUGCCAUCGCUGUCAUAAUUGGCUGCUGCCCUGCAUUCGCCGUCCUCGUUAACGCUUUUCGCUCGAAGACCUCAUACGACUCACGCGGCUAUCGGAGGCAAACCAAUAGUAACCCAGAGAAGAAUAGGGGGAGCGGAUUGGAGCUUAGGACAAUUGGAAGCAAGAGAGAUAUGAAGCAAGCUCCUUGGCUGGAUACGUCUGACUUGGACUAG
Messenger RNA from Alternaria atra, 417 nucleotides. RefSeq lists its product as uncharacterized. The record is from RefSeq and is a predicted model, not a curated record. The transcript has 2 exons. Lineage: Eukaryota; Fungi; Ascomycota; Dothideomycetes; Pleosporales; Pleosporaceae. The coding region runs from base 1 to 417 and encodes 138 amino acids.